Molecule: messenger RNA, 1267 nt
Organism: Plodia interpunctella (Indianmeal moth)
Lineage: Eukaryota; Metazoa; Arthropoda; Insecta; Lepidoptera; Pyralidae
Product: prostaglandin reductase 1-like
Exons: 2
Coding region: 148-1161 (337 amino acids)
Biological process (GO): prostaglandin metabolic process
Cellular component (GO): cytoplasm
Molecular function (GO): 15-oxoprostaglandin 13-reductase [NAD(P)+] activity; 2-alkenal reductase [NAD(P)H] activity
Source: RefSeq, a predicted model, not a curated record
UUUAAUACCUAUCCAAGUGCAGCACUUUUUGUAAGUGAAUAGGUGUAAUAUUUUUUUGACAUUCAGAAAAGAAAAUUAAAGGUUUCCUCGCUUCAAAUCAUUCUAAGGGGUAAGACGAAACAAAUUUGUACAUAUAUAGUAGUCAAGAUGGUGGUGACACGGAAAUAUGUAGUCAAGAAAUACUUCCAAGGAGUGCCCAAACUAAGCGACUAUGAGGUCGUAGAAGAAGAGCUUCCUCCUCUAAAAGAUGGCGAGAUUCUCGUCAAAGCAGAAUGGAUUAGUGUCGAUCCGUACCUCUGGAUUAACAAUUCAAAUCGCCAACUGCCAUAUGACCAGUUCAGCUUUCAAGUGGGCGUUGUUAAAGAAUCUAAAGACCCGAAGUAUCCUGUCGGCUCUAGAGUGGUCACACAUAGAGGAUGGUGUACAUACAGCAUCAUAAACAUGAGCAUUAUUCCUACAGGUAGAUCAGAUAAACAAUAUGCUCUUCCAGACUUAAAAGGAUUGCCGCUGUCAUUAGCUGUGGGGGCAAUCGGCAUGCCAGGAGUCUCAGCCUAUCUAGCCUUCAUGGAAAUAGGAAAACCUAAACCCGGAGAUACAGUCGUUGUAUCCGGGGCAGCAGGAGCUAUUGGAACUAUAGUAGGGCAACUAGCCAAAAUUAAGGGCUGUAGAGUGAUCGGGUUUGCCGGAACUGAUCGAAAAGUAGCAUGGCUAGAGAAAGAGCUAGGGUUUGACAAGGCGUACAAUUAUAAGACUACCGAUAUUGCUAAAGUCCUUUCGGAAGCAGCGCCUGGAGGCGUUGAUAUAUAUUACGACAACGUUGGUGGAGAAUUAAGUAGUACUGUCAUGUACCAGAUGAACAACGGUGGACGGGUUGUGAUUGUUGGAAGUAUUAGCUCUUAUUCUAGUUUGAAGCUUGAUGAACUACCGAAAGUUACGGUAUUGCAACCAGCUAUUGUGUUCAAAUCAUUAAAAGUAGAAGGAUUUAUUGUCUGGGACUGGUUCUCGCGUUGGCAUGAGGCAUUUGAGGAUAUAAUUAAGCUAAUAAAAAGCGGACAGUUGAAGGCUCCAGAACACGUAACUGAAGGAUUCGAUAAUCUGUUUGAUGCAUUCAUUGGAAUGCUGCACGGCGAAAACUUUGGAAAAGCCGUAGUUAAAGUUUAAGUUUUUAGAUUUUAGUGAAAAUAUAUUUAGAUUGUAAGAUUAACAUUAUUGUGUAUUCUGUAAUUAUGACUAAUUUAUUCAAUAAAGCCUAGAGUACAUAAGUAGA